GAAUUUAACAUAUUUAUAGAAGCACAAGGAGGAAACUACAUUAGUUAGUCGAUACUAAUCAUGAAGGUAACAGUUUUAAUAGUAUGCCUUCUCUCUACGAGUUUGGCAGAUGACCCAAUCAACACCCGGUACUUCCCCAAAGACUUCAAAUUCGGUGUGGCGAAUGCAGCCACCCAGAUCGAAGGAGGCUGGAACGAGGAUGGCAAGGGAGAAACUAUAUGGGACUACUGGGCCCACAAUUACCCCGAGAAAAUUACCGACCGCUCCACUCCAGAUAUCGCUUGCGACUCCUACCACAAAUACAAAGAAGACGUAGCUCUGGUGAAAGCCAUGGGCCUGGACUACUAUCGUCUCUCAAUUGCUUGGUCCAGGAUCUUACCGACCGGCCACCCCGACAAGAUAAACCAAGCCGGUGUGCGAUACUACAAGAAUUUAUUCGCAGAACUGAAAGAAGCUGAGGUGGAGCCCAUGGUAACGCUUUACCACUGGGAUUUACCGCAACCUCUCCAAGUAGAAUACGGAGGUUGGUUGAAUGAAACGGUGGUGGAUCUCUUUUCGGAAUACGCGAGGAUCUGCUUCGAACUCUUUAAAGACGACGUGAAGAUGUGGACCACCAUCAACGAACCGAAACAGGUCUGUCAUGCUGGAUACGGUACUGGAGUUUACGCUCCUGGUGUCGUUUCCAAUGGUAUUGGAGAAUACAUAUGCGCUAAGAAUGUAAUUUUGGCUCACGCCAAGGCUUACCACAUCUACGACAACGAAUUUAGAGCCACUAAUCAAGGAAGGAUCGCUAUGGUCAUCGAUACGACAUGGUACGAACCCGGAAGUGACAGUGAAGAAGACCAGGAAGCAUCAGAAAGAAUCCUCCAGUUUAGUUUUGGUCUAUACGCCAACCCGAUCUUCAUCGGAGACUGGCCAAAAGUAGUGAUUGACAGAGUCGCACAACGCAGUGAAUUGGAAGGAUUCACUUCUUCCCGCCUCCCCGUCUUCACCGAUGAGGAAAUCGCUUAUGUCAAGGGUACCUAUGAUUAUCUGGGCUUAAACCAUUACUCCACCAACAUGGCCAACGCUACAGCGGAUUUACCAAUCGGAAAUUCAAGUUAUGGAAACGACAUCAGUGUCUUGACUUGGAGACGACCAGAGUGGCCAAGAGGUGCUGAUAAUCAGUUUGCCGUUGUCCCGUGGGGUUUGAGACAUCUUCUUGUGUGGCUGAAGAAGACUUAUGGUGAUGCUGAAAUCGUCAUCACAGAAAGUGGCCUUUCAGAUACUACGGGAAUAAUGGAAGAUGACCAUAGAAUAUCAUAUUAUCAGGAUUAUUUGAGCGCUUGCUUGGACGCUAUCUAUGAAGACGGAGUCAACUUGUCGACCUACACGGCUUGGAGUAUUAUUGAUGAUUGGGAAUGGAACGCCGGAUACACUUCAUCCUUGGGCAUGUACUACGUGAAUUUCACGGAUCCAGAAAGAACUAGAAUUCCAAGAAAGUCUGCUAGUUGGUUCACAAACAUGGUGGCCACACGUUGCCUGGUAGACACUUGUACGCAAUAAGAAGUCUCAUUUGUUAUUCUAGUGUAUAUUUGUAAAUAAAUAUAUUCAAAUGUU
Molecule: messenger RNA, 1599 nt
Organism: Anoplophora glabripennis (Asian longhorned beetle)
Lineage: Eukaryota; Metazoa; Arthropoda; Insecta; Coleoptera; Cerambycidae
Product: myrosinase 1
Exons: 8
Coding region: 61-1545 (494 amino acids)
Biological process (GO): carbohydrate metabolic process
Molecular function (GO): beta-glucosidase activity
Source: RefSeq, a predicted model, not a curated record